GUGGUUAAUUGACUUAGAAGGAGCUCCAGGGUCAUUGUAUGAAGGCGAAAAAUACCAGUUACGAUUCAAAUUUGGUUCAAGAUAUCCAUUUGAUUCGCCGGAGGUUGUGUUUAUGGGUACCACCAUUCCAGUUCAUCCCCAUGUUUACAGUAAUGGGCAUAUCUGUUUAUCAAUACUUACAGAAGAUUGGUCACCAGCGUUAUCUGUACAGUCUGUGUGCCUUAGCAUAGUCAGUAUGCUUAGUAGCUGUAAAGAAAAGAAACGUCCACCAGAUAAUACAUUUUAUGUGAGGACCUGUAGUAAAAACCCAAAGAAAACAAAAUGGUGGUACCAUG
Molecule: messenger RNA, 335 nt
Organism: Saccoglossus kowalevskii
Lineage: Eukaryota; Metazoa; Hemichordata; Enteropneusta; Harrimaniidae
Product: ubiquitin-conjugating enzyme E2 W
Source: RefSeq, a predicted model, not a curated record